CGAAUGCAAUCUGUCAGAUCAGCGGAGCGUGCAUUACCCUAAUACCUUGAUAUAUUUGAUAGUAUUUCUUCCCCUAGACAUCGCUGGAGGCUUAAAUCCAGUUUCAGGUGCCAGCAGAUUUGGAUUCUAACUUAUCGACGUCUGUAGCCAAAGGAAACAGCAAAGAAUGACGACCAGUACAAAGCGGAAAGAAGAAAGUCAUCUGCUGAAUGGGGGUGUAAAACAGUCCACAUGGAGCAAAGCCUUCAACAGUAAUGCUGUUUGGGAAGAGAAGGACGAGUUUUUAGAUGUGAUUUACUGGCUUCGGCAAAUUAUUGCAGUAAUCCUUGGUGUGAUAUGGGGUGUUGCACCGUUGAAAGGAUUUCUGGGAAUAGCUAUAUUCUGCAUCAUCAACGCUGGCGUCCUGUAUGUAUACUUCAGCAGCUUUCAGCAGAUUGAUGAGGAAGAGUAUGGUGGCACGUGGGAGCUCACCAAAGAAGGCUUCAUGACAUCUUUUGCUCUGUUUCUGGUGGUGUGGAUAAUCUUUUACACAGCACUACAUUUUGACUGAGAAGAAUCCAUUGGACACUAAAUACAAACAUUUCUGUUGAAGUAUAUUGUCAAGACAGAGGAACUCCACGGUUUGAGGGGUGUCAACACUCCUACACACAGUAUGACUUUUCAGUGUGCAGUGCAUCAUGGGAAUCCUAGUUCGAUUAAUGAGAUCCUGAAAGAGCACCGUGAUCAACAUGUUCAAAUACUGUACAUCUCUCCAAUUUGUGGGUUAAUUUGAAGGCACCUAUUAUUACACUUCCCAUAUGUUAUAUUUCGUUCCUCAGGUCAUUGUCAUCAUUUCUGACAAAACACUAAAGAAUACAAAAAGCAGAUAGUUCAGCUGAGAUCAUUUGAUUUCACCUUGAUGUAAAUCAGAGUAAGGAUUUUUUCAUCUUUGUUGAUUUACAUCAGGCCUUUCUUCUCUUUUAGAAGAGUGACACAAAUGUAGAUUUCAGACUAUGAUGGUAGUAACCAGUAUGUGUAUUCAUUCUUACUGCUCAUGAGGUUAAAGGGUAGUUCCAGAAUUUUUAAACCUGCACCCUAUUUUUAGAUAUUUUGGGAUCUAAAUGACAAGUAGUUACAAGAAGUUUUGGAAUUGGUUCAGUGGAUCUCCUCAGCCAGCAGCCACGAAACAGGCUUCAAUGGCUGCAACACCAUCCUUCGAGACAAAUUUGUCUGUCAGAGUACAUCAUUUAAAAGUGCUUGUUUUUGCUGCUGACAGGCCCAGAUUUCUUACUCUAAGUGUCAUAAUGGAAAGGAUUCUUAUGGAGGUGGAUCUUUUCAUACAGUGCUUUCCAAGGGGCAACUGAACCGUUACUGCCCUCUUCAAAGCUGUCAGACUCCUUUGACAUAAACAGUAAUUUUACCUCACAGGACACGGGAGUUGCUGUUUUACCGUAGCCUCGAUUGUUUUGUUUGUUUGUGUUAUUGUGCGACUUUGGUGUUUUGGUGUUAGUCCAGAUGUCAUUGCACCCUGUUUCGUGGCUGCCAGCUGAGAUGGCGGCACCAGUUCCAAAACCUUUUGUAUGUGUAGUCAUUUAGACCUCAAAGUACGGGAUGUAAAAAUAGGGCUAAGGUUUAAAAAAUACUGGAAUUACCCUUUAUGUAACAGAACCUGGAAAAUAAAAAGUCUUACCAUAUAGUCAUUAGGAUUCAAUCAGUCCAUGAGUGUAAAAUGUUACUGUUAAUUUAAGGACAAAAUGCGCCAUGUUGAAUGUGUAAAACUACUUGUAAAUGAUUCAUUCUCUGGCUUCACUGUUAAAUCACCCCUCUGAAAUUUCACUCCAAAAUUACAUGUUUACCUUUUAAAAAAACAUUAUCUGGGCCAGGCAAAAUGAUUAGUUAAAAAGUGUCAUGGCAGCACAGCACAUUAUAGGUUACUGUUAAGGUUGCCAGCUACAGUAUGUGUCUGUGGAGUCAUGUUUUCAUGAACUCCUGAUUCAGAGCUUCAUGUUUCAAGCUUUUUUUUUUCUCACUUGAUACAAACAUAGCAUUUUUGAAUAAAGUCUGUCAAUUGAUACUUCUUCUAAAAGGUCUGGUGUUCAACAAAUGGGAAAAAAUCGCCCUCAUAUUGAUUUUAACAUCAAAAACAAAUGCUGGUGGUAAGAUGCAUAUCGGCUGAUCCCCAGUCCUGAUGCCGGUUUCUGCCAAUAGUAGUAGGACCUAAUAACCAUUCAUAUUAUUUCCUUAAAGCAAAGAGGGAGGAAACAUGCAUGCAUGCCAUUUUCAGAUGCAAAUGUUCACAGAUUUAAGAUAAAACUGGUCUGUGCACUGCCAUGACUUGCUGUUCAUAUAUAUCUAGAUGUCAUUUCUUAAUGGCAUUAGUUAGGAGGGUAGAAAUAAUUAAUUUCUUUUCUCACAUGUAGCUUCCAGAUCAAAGUCUUGCCUGUUGUUUUUGAAAUUAAUUUAAACUUGUCUGUAAAUUCUGUACAAUGUCCCUUAUGUCAAAUCCACCUUGUAUUACACUGAUUUAUUUGUUCUUAUGUUAUAUCUUGUUUGAUGUAACAUAUUUCUCAGUAUUUUAUAGUGAAGAACUUUUCUUGCAAAGUUCUUGUAACAAUACUGUUAUAUUAGAUAUGCAGCUGGUGUUUGAGAGGAUUGUAUUUUCUGAUCAAAUCUUUUGGGAAUCAUUAAACAUGGGCUUUAUUUGGCCUCCAUU
Chelmon rostratus (copperband butterflyfish) is the source of this 2692-nucleotide messenger RNA. It is a transcript of the gene rab5if, whose product is annotated as RAB5 interacting factor. The record is from RefSeq and is a predicted model, not a curated record. The transcript has 4 exons. Bases 167 to 550 code for a protein of 127 amino acids. Lineage: Eukaryota; Metazoa; Chordata; Actinopteri; Chaetodontiformes; Chaetodontidae. Gene Ontology annotation, biological process: mitochondrial respirasome assembly.